AUGUGGGAGAAGGAAAAAGCGUUUGUACUGGGAUCAGCAAAGAUUCGCCGAUGGACCAAAGAACUUUACAGCAUUUCAACCUCUUCUGAUACAUUUUCAUCAAUUAUCAGUGAUGGAUAUGUACGUGAGGAGGAUGAGCUCAAACCACAUAGCUAG
Messenger RNA from Plasmopara halstedii, 156 nucleotides. RefSeq lists its product as uncharacterized. The transcript is spliced from 2 exons. NCBI's taxonomy places the organism in Eukaryota, Oomycota, Peronosporomycetes, Peronosporales, Peronosporaceae. The record is from RefSeq and is a predicted model, not a curated record. Bases 1 to 156 code for a protein of 51 amino acids.